Messenger RNA from Neoarius graeffei (lesser salmon catfish), 3841 nucleotides. It is a transcript of the gene fnbp1l, whose product is annotated as formin binding protein 1-like. The coding region runs from base 192 to 1838 and encodes 548 amino acids. Lineage: Eukaryota; Metazoa; Chordata; Actinopteri; Siluriformes; Ariidae. The transcript has 14 exons. Gene Ontology annotation, molecular function: protein binding. The record is from RefSeq and is a predicted model, not a curated record. Gene Ontology annotation, biological process: signal transduction.
CGAGUCUCUCAGGCGCUUGUGUUUGAGAGGCUGCAGCACUGUUCGUGGCUUCACGCGCUCUCGGUUCCACAGCGGCGGAGCGUCUCGUGCACCUCUGAGCUGGAGAUAAAACACCUGGAGUGGACCGACCCGACCCGACCCGACCCGACCCGACCCGACCCGGAGUGAACGCUUUUGCCACCGCGACAGAAAUGAGUUGGGGCACGGAGCUGUGGGACCAGUUUGAGAAUAUCGACAAGCACACGCAAUGGGGCAUCGACUUCCUGGAGCGCUAUGCAAAGUUUGUGAAGGAAAGGCUGGAGAUAGAGCAAAACUAUGCAAAACAGUUGCGGAGCCUGGUGAAGAAGUACUGCCCUAAACGCUCCAAAGAUGAUGAGCCCAGGUUCACGUCAUGCCUGUCAUUCUACUCCAUCUUGAAUGAGCUGAAUGACUAUGCGGGUCAGCGAGAGGUCGUUGCCGAGGAAAUGGGCCACAGGGUGUACGGGGAACUGCUGAGAUACUCGCAAGAACUGAAAGCUGAAAGGAAACACCACCUCCAGGAGGGACGGAAGGCCCAGCAGUAUUUGGAGCAGUGCUGGAAACAGAUGGACAAUAGCAAGAAGAAGUUUGAGCGAGAGUGCAGAGAAGCUGAGAAAUCCCAGAUGCUCUUUGAGAGGUUAGACAACGACAUCAAUGCCACAAAGUCAGAGGUAGAGAAGGCCAAGUCCCAGCUGUAUUUGAGAACCCACAUGGCGGAUGAGAGUAAGAAUGAAUAUGCAGCUCAGCUGCAAAACUUCAACUCAGAACAGUGGAAGCACUUCAAUGUGGCCAUCCCACAGAUCUUCAAGAAUAUACAGGACAUGGACGAGCGUCGGACGGUGAAACUGGGAGAGACAUACCGGACCUUUGCUGAGGUGGAGAGGAAAGUCAUCCCAAUCAUUUCCAAGUGCUUAGAGGGCAUGGUGACCGCUGCCAAAAAUGUCGAUGAGCGCAAGGACUCCUCAAUCGUGGUCGAGUCAUUUAAGUCUGGGUUUGAGCCACCAACUGACUUUCCCUUUGAGGACUUCAGCCAGAACAUCCAGCGCACAGGGUCAGACGGCACCAUCGGUACUCCCAGAAGUGACCCGGGCAGACCUGACCCCAAGCACGCAAUUGGAAAAGCCAAGAACAAACUCUGGUUGUUUGGAAAAAAGCCCAAGGCUCCAAACCUCGAGGAUCUCAGCCACCUGCCUCCAGAACAGAGACGCAAGAAACUUCAACAGAGGAUUGACGAGCUCAGCAGAGAACUGCAGAAAGAAAUGGACCAAAGAGAUGCAUUAAAUAAAAUGAAGGAUGUCUAUGAGAAGAAUCCUCAGAUGGGUGACCCAGGGAGUCUCCAGCCCAAGAUCUCGGAGACCAUAUGCAACAUGGAGAAACUGCGCUCGGAGAUACACAAAAAUGAGACAUGGCUGGCAGAAGUGGAGGGGAAACAGAGUUCCCGUAGCGAACAGCGGCCCAGUUCAGAUGUGAAUCAUCAUGCACCUCAUGGCAGAGAGAGUCCUGAAGGAAGCUACACGGAUAUUCCCAACCAGGAGCACCGGGCUCCCCCCCAGUCUGACCAGCAUGAGUUUGAUGAUGAGUUUGAAGAUGAUGAUCCCCUUCCUGCAAUUGGUCACUGCAAAGCACUCUACUCUUUUGAUGGCUCUAAUGAGGGCACAUUGGUGAUGAAGGAGGAUGAGGUGCUGUAUAUUAUCGAGGAGGACAAAGGCGAUGGCUGGACGCGAGUUCGUAAGCAGAGCGGUGAGGAGGGUUAUGUUCCCACGUCCUACGUGGCGAUCACGAUGGAGAAGCACAGCAAAGGUGCGGUCACCUAUAUUUGAGCUCAUCUGAGGCACAGUUUCCCAGACGUGCUUGUCUUGUUGACUGUUGGUAUUGGCAGCACUGUAGCCUGCGUCAUACCCUGUUCACUGUGUGAGCCCAUGGACAAACACACACACUGGGUAAAGUGACCUUGACUAUGUUUACUUCAGUGGCAGGUUACUUUCCAUUUCACAUUUCAGAUUUUAUUGGCUUUAUGAAGUGUUCUCAGUUCUCCACUUGGAUUAUUAGCUUUGUCUGUCAUUUAAAGUGACCUUAUGUCUCAGUAAUGCAUUAGGAUAAGAUUUCAUUCUUAAUGAACAAUAUUUUCAGUAAGUAUUACUGAAAUGGACCUGCGGUUACUGUUCCUAGAAGUGUUUCAGGUGCCACCUUGCCAUCUGUGCUCAAGCCAUUAGAAGUCCAAAUCCUUGAGGAACGUGGAAGCGUAAAACUGUGUGUUGAGUACACAAACUUGGAGCAUUUUUGUGGUCUAUACUGUGAUUUCUGGCCAAAUUUACGUGCUGCAUCACUAAUCUUCAGAUCGUUAUAUGAUGAAUCUCAGGAUCGCCAGUAUAUCUGUGAUAGUCUCUAUAUAGGCCCUCAGUCCUUUCUAGUUGUUUUGUGUGAGUGAUGGUCCUCUCUUUCCUCUCUCUGUGGCUGCAGGUUCCUGAGUGGAUGAGUGGGGCUCUGUGGUGUUGGUGGAAGGGACACGCUGCUCUGGGUCUAUUAGUAGGUAGUGCGGGGGGGGGUCAGCUGAAAGAGACAGGAACGGAGCAAAGCAAGCAGGUUGCAUGUUUGCAUGCUGACUCGCAUUUCCAUUAACAUCAUUUAGAUUCAGCAGAAGCUUGUGACUAUAGAUGUGUUAGUAGAGGGGAGAGGGAUGGAAUAGGGUGGGGGUGUAAAGUGAGGAAUCAGCUGCAUGGUAGAAAGAGUAGGAAGCCCAAAGAGCUGAUCUAACCUGAUGCAUUUAUCCUAAACUGUGCCUGACCCUAACAUUUCACCUUGUUGCACUCCAUUCCAGCGCUGUCAUAGGAAUGUGUUCCUGUGGCAUCCCUUUUGCUUGCCUUAACAUGCAUGACAUGAACAUCUCACUCCCUCUCUUAGGGCUGACCCGUCAGCACGUGGUAGGAUGUAACCACUUCUUCUAAUCCUUCAUCACCCCGUUUCUGUGAUGUCUUGUUUAUAUCAUUUAUUGCAUAUUUUUUCCCCCCCAUCGUGUCUAUAUCCAUCCACAAUAACACAUCGAUCAUGAAUGCUAAAUAUAGCAUGAAUGAACCAGAGUAGACGCAGGACUGGACCACAGCAGCCCUAUCACCAAUCACCAACAUAAUUAUAACCGACUGGCAGUUCUCUCAGUGUGCGCUGUGGAUCAAAAUACCACCUUGGACCAAUAGAUGGUGACACGUCAUACCAAAAGGACCAAAGCCUGGAUCUGUGAGAAAUGCUGUGCACACUCCAACCUUGCUUACUGCCAAUCAAUUCUAACACCUUUAUUCUCUUCCAGCUCUCAGUAUCGUGCUUGAAGAACUCGUUUUCCAAUAAGCGUUCGCAUUAUCCAAGUGUCUGCGUGAUCUUUGUGCAUAUGUUUGUGAACGUGUCAUGCAUAUAUUAAAACGAUGUGUAUGCAUAUGUAUAUACCUAGUUAGGUUUUCUUACUGAUUUGUAAGUAUUAACAAUUUUUAUUUCAUACUGAAUGUGUUUUUACCGUGUCUUUUUAUAGGGUUUUUUAAUCUUGCGAAUGAAUUUUUUUUUUUGCUUCUACAACUCGUGCUGUUUUUCUCUUUGUAAUCAGUGCUUCUUUUCGAGUCUGAACACUAUUCUGCAGAGGACCCUGGUCUUAACCAAUGCACUUUUUAACCUAUUUCAUUUAAAUUUGAAUUGAGUGAAUGAACGAAUGAUGUUGGCUCUGACUGCUACUUUUUGUAUAAAUAUAUUGUACAGCAAGACAACAGUGACCACUAUCUACUGGGGUGUUUGAUCAAGAGCGAGAGCAAACAAGAAAUAAAUGCAAAGUCCCUUUGUCUCA